UGGAGUGUGGCGGUCCGGCCCCCGCAGGCUGCCCGGGGCGAAGCUGCUGCGGGCUUCGGCGGGCAGCUCCGUGGGGACGCUCAUCCCUGGCCGGAGUUCCGACUUCCUUCCCCGAUACAGACGCCACCGAUCUUCUGCCGGAUCCUCUUCCUCCGUAACCCGCUGCUUUUCUUUUUCCUUCCUCCCGGCUCCCAUCUCCCGAAUCCGCGCUUCCCUCCCCUGCUCCGGGGCCCCGGAGCCGACCAUCCCCAUCAUCCACCUGCCAUCCUCCUGGCUUCUUGCCCCUCCUUGACCUCAGAUCCCGUGACCGACAGAGCCCUGACAUAACCUUCUCACCAGACUCUCCUAAACUUCUUUUCCUUCUCUCUUUGCCAGCUCCCGACUCCCAAAUUCCAGCUAACCCUUGACCUCUUGACCUCUGACCCUAAUAUUCUCGACUCUCUCUAAUAUUCUCAGACCUCUAAAUUCCUAUCUCCUGCAGCGGGGGAGACUGCUGACACGGAGGCCUCCCCCUGAGUUCUGACUCCGUUUCUGAAGCUUGUUUUUACUUUCUUACUCCUUGGCCACUUCCUGUUACUGCUACCCCACCAUGGACUUCUUGAUGAGUGGCCUGGCAGCCUGUGGGGCCUGUUUGUUCACCAACCCCCUGGAAGUGGUAAAGACCAGGAUGCAGUUGCAGGGAGAACUGCAGGCCCCCGGCACCUACCAGCGGCACUACCGAAACGUCUUCCAUGCCUUCAUCACCAUCGGCAAGGUGGAUGGCCCAGCUGCCCUGCAGAAGGGACUGGCCCCUGCUCUCUUAUACCAGUUCCUGAUGAAUGGCAUCCGCCUGGGCACCUACGGGCUGGCUGAGGCUGGGGGCUACCUGCACACGGCUGAGGGCAGCCUCAGCCAACCCCGCAGCGCUGCGACUGGGGCCCUGGCUGGGGUCAUGGGAGCCUACUUGGGGAGCCCCAUCUACAUGGUGAAGACCCACCUACAGGCCCAGGCGGCCUCAGAAAUUGCCGUCGGGCACCAGUAUAAGCAUCAGGGCAUGUUUCAGGCGCUAAGCGAGAUUGGCCAGAAACAUGGUCUGGUGGGGCUGUGGCGCGGGGCCCUGGGCGGCCUGCCCCGAGUUAUCAUCGGUUCCUCCACCCAGCUGUGCACCUUCUCAUCCACCAAGGACUUCAUCACUCAGUGGGAGAUAUUUCCUCCCCAGAGCUGGAAGGUGGCUCUAGUGGCUGCCAUGGUGAGUGGCAUUGCGGUGGUCCUGGCCAUGACGCCCUUCGAUGUGGUCAGCACGAGGCUCUACAACCAGCCCACCGACGCUCGGGGCAAGGGCCUCAUGUACCGGGGGAUGCUGGACGCUCUGCUGCAGACUGCUCGGACAGAGGGCGUUUUUGGCAUGUACAAGGGCAUAGGGGCCUCCUACUUCCGCCUCGGCCCCCACACCAUCCUUUCCCUCUUCUUCUGGGACCGGUUACGUACCCUGUACUGCACGUACGCCAAAUGACCACGGCCAUUCUUUCACACACCCCCGGCUCAGCACUCCUUGGACACUUCUGCCUCCACUCCUAUGCCCUGGUGACUUCUGCCCAGGCGACCUUUUGUCCCUCCAAGGGGGACCACCAACUCCACUCCCCGUCUGUUUGCUCAGGGCUGAAUCACUACAAGGGACAGUCUCCCUCCCUUCCUUGGGUGUCACUUUUAAACCUUCCCUUUUAAUCCGUCCUCCUGGACACUUCACACACACACACACACACACACACACACGCACGCACGCACGCACGCACACACCCCCUCAGGGCUGAACCAGUCACUCCAAAGUAUUCCCUCCUUUUAUUUGGACAGCCUUGGGUCCCUUCUGAUCCUAUGCACCAACUUUUAACUCCCCACUCCAAGACCAAAGGGAACUGGGGGGACCCAGGUAUCUUGUUAGAUGCAAAGGCACAGAGAUAUUAUCUUGGUUAUAAAGCAAGUUUAUUUCUGCAGA
Leptonychotes weddellii (Weddell seal) is the source of this 1972-nucleotide messenger RNA. It is a transcript of the gene SLC25A35, whose product is annotated as solute carrier family 25 member 35. The record is from RefSeq and is a predicted model, not a curated record. NCBI's taxonomy places the organism in Eukaryota, Metazoa, Chordata, Mammalia, Carnivora, Phocidae.